AUGGCUAAUUUUUUUCGUUUCAAUGAAACUCAUAUUAAAUUUAAACAGGAGCCAGAAUAUUUUCACAGAAGUAUGAAAUAUAUUUUAAAAUUCUGUCAAUUAUUUGGAGUUUUUCCAAUGUCUGGUAUAUCAAAUAACAAUCCAGACAUGUUGUCUAAAAAUAUAAAUAUAGUAUCAAUUGGUCUUGCUGAAAGGUAUAAAUUUUUAAAUAAAAUUACAAUGAAAACAAAAAUAUGGAAUGAUCAUGAUACAUAUUGGUGUCAAGUUCGAAUGAAUUAUACUAAUUUGAGUAAAUUAGUUAAACAUACGAAUGAUAUUAUAUCACCUUUGAUAUUUUUAUCAUUUUCACAUAAUUUUUUUUAUGUUUGUAUAUCACUUUUUGAAGGAAUAUCACUUGAUAGAUAUGAUAUUUUAUCGCUCUAUCCAAUUUAUUCAUUUAUAAAUGUAUUAAUGAGAAUGAUAGCUGUUAUGUUUUCAACAUCGAUAAUAAAUAAUCAAAGUAAAUUAGUUCUUCCAAAAGUUUACUCUUGUCCUUCAAAUAAAUUUACAAUUGAGACUGAAAGAUUAUUGAAUCAAAUUGCAAAUGAUAAUAUUGCAUUUACUGGAAUGAAGUUUUUUUUUCUUACACGUAGCUUUAUUGUAGCAGUCGGUAGUACGAUUGUUUCAUAUGAAAUUAUUUUAUUAAAAUUUUCAAGCCUAAGUAUUGAUUCAAACACAACAGAAAAACCAUAA
This is a messenger RNA of Aphidius gifuensis, 732 nucleotides long. RefSeq names its product gustatory receptor for sugar taste 64f-like. The coding region runs from base 1 to 732 and encodes 243 amino acids. The record is from RefSeq and is a predicted model, not a curated record. Gene Ontology annotation, cellular component: membrane. Gene Ontology annotation, biological process: sensory perception of chemical stimulus; detection of chemical stimulus involved in sensory perception of taste. The transcript has 6 exons. NCBI's taxonomy places the organism in Eukaryota, Metazoa, Arthropoda, Insecta, Hymenoptera, Braconidae. Gene Ontology annotation, molecular function: taste receptor activity.